Molecule: messenger RNA, 3396 nt
Organism: Didymodactylos carnosus
Lineage: Eukaryota; Metazoa; Rotifera; Eurotatoria; Philodinida; Philodinidae
Source: the annotation of a GenBank genome assembly
AUGUCAACUACAGUCACAAAUACAGGGCGACUCAGGGAUCUUCAUACAUCAAUUCGAGACAAAGUCGGUCAAGUGAAAGCAAAUCAACGGCAGUGUGAACGACUUGUCAAUCGUAUUGAUCAGAUAAUCGAUUCUGUUGAACGUCUCGAAAAGGCGUCUGGCUCCGUCGUUCGGCCCGAAUCACAUACUCUUCUCAGCGGCCUUCUCUCUUGUAUUGACAACUGUAAUCGCUUAAUCGAAAAAUUCACGACAAAUACCUGGUACAAAAAAGUUUAUGAAAAUCAAACGGACAGAGUUGAAUUUGAACAACUGAAUAGGCAACUGUCAAAUUAUGCCCUAGAUCUUAGUUUGGGUUUAAAUAUUCAACAAUUAUUUGACCGAAACCAAGACCAAGAAGAUUUGAAAGAAGAUUUAUCCGAUAUAAGUCGAAAAUUGGACACGAUUGCAAAACAAAUGUUGGAUGAACAACAACAGCAAAACAAACGCAUGAACCAAAUGAUUGAACAGCGAUUUCAAUCGUUCAGAUCCCAUCUCACGCAGAGUUUAGAAGCACAAAGGCGAAGUGAUUACGCCCGAACGAUCAGAAUUGAAAGGGAACGAUUUCUACACAUUCCACUCAACGAUCUGUUGAUAGAAAACAAACUCGGCUCUGGCGGAUUUGCCGAUGUCCAUCGAGGCCUAUGGCUCACACAUCAUGACACUGUUGCCAUCAAGAUAAUUCGAAUGAAUCAUUUAGACGAGAAGAGCCCAAUGAGAGAAGAUUUCUACCGAGAAAUUUCGACAAUGUAUCGAAUUCGCUAUGAGAAUGUGAUCAAUGUGAUUGGCGCCUGUGUCGAGCCGAAUUUCUAUGCUAUUAUUCUCGAAUACAUGGGAUUAGGCUCCCUUUAUGACAUUCUUCACCGCCGACAACAGCAGGAUGACAGAGUGAUCAAGUUUACAUGGCCCGAUCGAUGGUCAAUUGCCCUGCAAAUGGCGAAGGGCAUCAAUUAUUUGCAUCGAUUAACACCCCCGAUUAUCCAUCGAGAUGUUAAAUCAAUGAACUUCCUCUUUAAGCAGGACGGACACGACAAAUUUAUUGUCAAAGUCAGUGAUUUUGGCCUGGCUGAAAUUCGACGAGAGAGUUGGUUGCAGUCAACAACAUCAGCGUCGUUACAAAUCCCAUCUGAUAUUGUCGGCUCUAUAAGUUGGAAAGCACCGGAAUUGUUCAAUCGUCAUGGCACGCAUACGAAAGAGAGCGACAUUUACAGUCUGGGAAUAGUGUUUUGGGAAUUGGCAACCGGCCGAAAGCCGUAUGACGAUUAUGCCGACGAAACAGUUAUUCCUUACAAUGUGACGACGAAGGGAGAAAGACCGGAUUUAACAACAACCACGAUCGACAACGAAUUUCAGCUGUUGAUCACAUCGGCAUGGGCACAAGAUCAUCAUCAACGACCAACAUGUUUGCAGCUGAUCGAACGGAUAAACAAAAUUUUAAGUUCAAAGUACGAGGAGAAUAACACUGACGAAACUGGUUUGCCGUCGUCCAACGAGAACCUAACGGCUGAAAAUGAGAACAGCAUACCGCAUAAUGUAGCCAUUGAUCUUCAUCAGUCCGCAACGUCAACAACCGUUUCGAUAAGUGACAGUUCCUUUGGCUCCACACUUUCAUCCACUAGUACAAAAACAGCUAUCCAAGUGGACGAACAAGAACUUCGAAAUACCUUCUUCGACAGCGCAAAUACAACUAUAAGAACGCAAGCCCAACCGGAACAAGAAAGAGAUGAAGUAGAAGAAAUGUUAACACCGCCAACGAUUGAAGACAGCACUAGUCAACCUGCUGAGAAGGUAGAGACACCAAUGACUCAGAUCGAAGUAAAAACAUCCACAAAGUCCGACGAACCUUGUUUAACUGCCGACAGUUCGUAUAUCCCUUUGCAACGCUCUUUGUCGAAAUCCGAAAGCAAUUUAGAAACAGCAAACUUUGAAACAGCAACAACGAAUGGGUCAUUCGGGCUCAGUCUGCCAAAAGAACGCGUGGAAAAACGUCGUCCACUACAUCAGAACAUGAUGUGGAGUAGCAAAAACAGACAAAGCCGAGUGCCCACUAGUGCUGUUCCAUUUGAUCACCGCAGAUCUGUUAGUACAGAUCCAACAUCACAUCAGUCAGUCGUGCCUGACAAAUCGGUCAGUAAUGCUUUAGAACAAGUACAACAGCAGUUACCAUCAUUAACUUAUACAAGCAUCGUUGUUGCUCCAGAGACAAUAGAGCGCCAAAAGGUUACAUCUCCAUUUGUGCCUUUAAUCAGUCCGCCAAAGCAGCAACAAGAGCAGGGGCGCCGCUCAAUUAUUGCACACAACGAAAAUGAUCGCAUUGCCUCAUCGAAGGCACCUUCGUCAUCAUCGCCAGCUGCCUCUGUCGGAACACCGUGUUUAUUUUCUGUAUCGACGGUUCUCGGGGGUGAUGGCAAAGGUAGUCGACUAGAUCAGCUUCAUUAUCCGUUUGACAUUUUUGUUACGAACAACAGCAAUGAUAUAUAUGUGGCUGACUUCUGCAAUUCACGUAUUUUGAAACUGUCUGGAUCCAAAACUAGCGUCAUUUCUGGUAGCGAAGGUUCAGAUUCUACAGUGAAUCAAUUAGAUUCACCGGUGGCGAUGUUUGCUGACGAUGAAGGAAAGGAAAUAUUUAUUAGCGAUUUCAGAAAUAAUCGAAUUCAAAAAUUUUCUCUAACUGGAGACAUGGAUAUUCAUGUUCAAACUGUCAUUGGACAAAAUGGUCGAGGUGACCAUCACGAUCAGUUUGAUCGAUGUUAUGGUUUGUUUGUUGACCAUCAACAACAAUGGAUUUAUUUGUCAGAUUACAACAAUCAUCGCGUCACAAGAUGGAGAAAUGUGAAAGAUAGUAGCCAUAGCGAGGGUGUUGUUGUUGCUGGCGGACAGGGGAGGGGCUCGUCUUCGAACCAGCUGAAUUAUCCAACAGACAUAUGUGUCGACGAAAGUGAAAAUAACCUUUUUAUUUGCGAUUAUUUCAAUCAUCGUGUCCAACGCUGGUCACUGAACGAUCGAGAAACAGGUGGAGUUACUGUUAUUGGUGGUCAUGGAGAAGGUUUCUAUUUGAAUCAGCUUAGCUAUCCAAUGUCGAUGACUCUGGACUCUUCAAAUAGGGCGCUGUAUGUUGCUGAUACUGGAAAUAAUCGAAUUAUUAAAUUGUCGCUUCGUCCCAGUUCGAACAAAGCAGUACCAACAGUAAUUCUAGGCACUAGUCUUGGUCAGGGACCAGGCCACUUAUUCCUUCCACGAAAAGUGUUCAUCGAUAAAAAUCACAGUAAUCAACUCUAUAUAGUCGACACCGGCAAUCAUCGUCUGCAAAAAUUUACUAUUCCUAGCAGAGCAUCAACGUCUGAUAGUGGUGGUAAGUAA